UACAUUGGCUAUUCUCGUCAUUUUCUUUUCUUCUACGUGUCCAUACAAUUUAUUUAUUCAGUUUAUUUAAAUAAAUAAUGUGUAAAUGGUAGCUUAUUAUAUUUUUCAUACAUACUCAAAUUGGCUAUUACAGUUCCUACUUUUGUUUGAUACAAAUUUAAGCAGAAAAUAGAAAAAAAAAUUAGGGGGGGAAUGGUAGACUGAUCUAAAUGGAAGUGAAUAUUCGGUGUUUCUCUUGUACUGAGAACUUCAAGUUCUCUAGUCUGUCUCAUCCAUUGAAUGUAUUUUUUGGUCUCCCCAAGAAAGUAACUAACAGGAAAUAAAACAUUCUUGAAUAUUUUUUCUAGGGAAAGAAAUCAAAGAGAAAGAUUGUAAACUUUAUUUUCUGAGAUAUUGGAUAUGGGUGGGAUCAAAAUCUAAUCUUAUUUAACUCGGAUCACUGUUACAUCAUCUCUCAGUACAGUGUUUUCUUCAUGUCUGAAGCAAACGAGAGAAGUAGAGAAAUGAGUAGAAGUAUGUUCCCAAGAGAUCUGCUUCAGAGAUAUACCCCUAUCUCAGCUAAAGUUGUAAAUGGUAAAGAAGUAGACGAGGAGAUUGAGUUGGAUCUUAGUUUAUCUCUUGGCGGGAGGUUCGGAGUUGACAAAAGCAAGCUCGCGAGAUCUUCCUCUGUCGUGGGCCCCACGAUGCCUUUUCCCCGGGAGAAUCAUCAGCCAGAGACAGAGAUGAGGCCUGUCGAGACAUCCGUGGCGGGACAUAUGGGUUUGCCGAGAACGACGUCGUUGCUGGUGGAGACGGAGGAAGAGUGGCGGAAGAGGAAGGAGAUGGAGAGUUUAAGGAGAAUGGAGGCCAGGAGAAGGAGAAGCGAGAAGCUUCGUGGCAGAGGCAGCGGCGGAGGGAACAUCAUCAAACCAACCGAAGCUAAUAAUGAUAGUGUUCCGGGAGAAGGUUCCACCACUACGAGGCGGCGAGGUAGGCCGCGGUCGGUACUGCCACGGUGGUCAGGGACGGCUAACGAAGCAUCUAGCGAAGAAGCAAGAAGCUUACCGUCGCCACAGCAACAACAUCAACAGGGAGCAAUGGCAAUGCCGAAUAAUGGGCUAAGAAGAUUGAGUUCAGUGGACAUGAGGAUAGAGCCGCCACCACAAGGGAACGGUAAAAAAGAGAUGCCAUGUGUGUUCACCAGGGGAGAUGGACCUAACGGGAAGAGAGUUGAUGGGAUUCUUUAUCGAUACGGUAAUGGAGAAGAAGUGAAGAUCAUGUGUGUCUGCCAUGGUGAUAUCUUGUCUCCUGCUGACUUCGUUAAACAUGCUGGUGGUCCUCAUGUUGAUCAUCCUCUUAGGCACAUUAUUGUCAACACUUCUUCUCUUUCUAAUCUCUUUUAGAAACCCCCUAACUCUUCAUUUGAUCCCUUUUAUUUUUAAGGCCAGAUUUUAGAGAAGAAGAUGCUUAAGAGUUUUAGUUCAGACAACAUAUAUAUAUGCUUUGUCUGAUUCUUGUAAUUUCUCAAUUUUAUAUUUGUAUUUUUACUGCUUUAUACAGAG
Brassica napus (rape) is the source of this 1541-nucleotide messenger RNA. Its product is annotated as ninja-family protein AFP1-like. The record is from RefSeq and is a predicted model, not a curated record. Bases 474 to 1382 code for a protein of 302 amino acids. Gene Ontology annotation, cellular component: nucleus. The transcript has 2 exons. Gene Ontology annotation, biological process: negative regulation of DNA-templated transcription; signal transduction; response to abscisic acid. NCBI's taxonomy places the organism in Eukaryota, Viridiplantae, Streptophyta, Magnoliopsida, Brassicales, Brassicaceae.